GCGGCAAAUCCUGUUAUGUCUGCCCCUUUGUCUACGGGACCCUUCUUUGUACAUUUCGCGCCAUGCGUCGUUUCUGCAGUGUUGAGAGAAUGAAGUAAUGGCUCUUCUUUAUGUAUGUAAUGAACCUCAGUCCGGCCAGCGAUGAAUCAUACCCCCAGCCACUACACCAUCUUCAGGUGUUUCGCUGGGAAAAGAGACCAUGAAGACAGGUGCAAAUAUCCUUGCUCCACAUGACAUCUCGACAACUCGCAAUGUUUGCUCUGCAUGUGUUCAUGAAAACACAAACAACCAUAUAACCGGGUGGUCACAAGCGACCAGAGCCCUGAACAGAUUCCUCCAUGAUGGAACAGAAACUGCGGCUGCAAUGUGGCUAACAGUCCCAAUCAUCCGUGACUGGGCAAAGCAUAUGCCUUGUAUGUCUACAAAUCACUACACCUGGCUACGACAAUCAAAUGCUUCUAUCUGCAAUCUCGAUUUCAAAGACCUUUUCAUCUCCAUAACACCUUGUGCCAAUCCCGCACUGUUUAGAAUACAAGGCUCGAGAGAAAUUGGCAAUACCAAGCGGCUCUCGUGUGUGCUUCAACAUACAUUCCCCGCGACCCUAUCUGGUCUCUAUCGAAUCAGCUUUGGAAAUUCCUGCAACAAAAGACACUCAAAAGAAUAUACACCAACUUCAACUUGUGGUCAUGGUCCACUGAAUUGCAGCACAUCGAAUGAGCUAGAAGUCCGUACUGAUUACUGUCCCUGAAUCAUGACAUCUGAAAUACAAUGUCUCUCUGCAACGAGCCAGAUGUUCAAGCAGUCGGCGACUUGCAUUCAGUCGUCAAAAUUGAAGCUUUUAUCCCCAGCUAUCAGAUGACGAACCAUUGACAAUAUUUCAAUCUUUUAAUCCUCAUUCGGUUAAUACCUACACUAGCCUUUAACCUAUCUCCCAUCGCAUA
Messenger RNA from Aspergillus wentii DTO 134E9, 941 nucleotides. RefSeq lists its product as uncharacterized. The coding region runs from base 200 to 748 and encodes 182 amino acids. NCBI's taxonomy places the organism in Eukaryota, Fungi, Ascomycota, Eurotiomycetes, Eurotiales, Aspergillaceae. The transcript is spliced from 5 exons. The record is from RefSeq and is a predicted model, not a curated record.